This is a messenger RNA of Adineta steineri, 2664 nucleotides long. The record is from the annotation of a GenBank genome assembly. NCBI's taxonomy places the organism in Eukaryota, Metazoa, Rotifera, Eurotatoria, Adinetida, Adinetidae.
AUGAGUAGUAACAUUCAAUUGUUUAUUUAUUUUUUAUUUCUAUUAUUUAUAUAUAAUUUAAAUGGUGAGUUUACUCCAAAUACAGCUGAUUUUAAUUCAUAUGGUGUAAAAAUUGCAAUGAACGAAUUUGUUUUCAUUGAAGUUCACAAUGAUUAUGAUCCACCAGUAUUUCUCAUUCAAUUUGCGCCUUAUAAUUAUGUAUCAUCAUUCUCACAAUGUUUUAUUAGUUUUCCAAAUGCUCUCAAUCAUUAUAUUUAUACUGUAACUAUUGCUAAAAAUCAAACACAAUUUUUUUUUGCUGGUGAACUGAUUAAUGAUAGAAAUGGUACAUUUGUUGGUGUAGGAAUAUAUAAUAAUCUAUCGACAACAUGUAAUACUAAAUAUUCUUUUUCUCUACAAUAUUUUUAUAACUACGAACAUCAAGAUUAUUAUAUUAUUGAUGUUGAAUCUAAAGGUCGUUUUGCUUAUGGUUUUUCAAAUACAUUUAUGUUUAUUUUUGAUUCACAUAAUACUUCUGUAUUAAAUCUAUGGAAUGCAAAUGAAACAUGGCCACAUAAUACAUUUAUACCUCAUGCUAUUGAUUUAGCUGAUACAUAUGGUGUUAUUGCAGGUUUUAUUCAUAAUCCUACGAAUACAACAGCAGCAGUCUAUUUACCAAUGAUUUAUUUAAUUAAUUUUAAUUCAUCAAAUAAUCGUCCAAUUAUUGUUGAUCAGUAUGAACCUAAUGGUACUAUUGGUACAUGGCAAUAUUUAUUAAUAAAUUCAGAUGCUGAUACAUAUGCUGCUAAAUAUGAUAUGUCUGUUAGUAUAAAUGAAUAUGGAAAUAUUUUAGUUGGAAUGCAAUUUAUUAAUCGAGUUUUUCUAUUUUCUGUAAAUAGAAUAAAUAUAAAUAAAUUAAAUUUUCUUAGUAGAAAUACAAAUGGUAGAUCAAUUGGAAAUGGAAAAAGUGUUGCUUGGUUAGAUAAUGGCAUAGCUGCUAUUAUAGUUAAUACUUAUUCACUUACUUAUGAAUGGUCAUCAUCUGAAAUCUAUUUGUUUGAUAUUAAAAAUGAUGGUUAUAAUUCCAAUAGUACUCCUUUAUCAAUUUUUCCAAAUAGGCAUCAAACAGUACCAUUAAGUCUUAGUUUAGUGUUUAUAAAUAUUGUUUCAUCACCGUCGUCAUUAGCUCUACUUGAUAAUUUAGGAAAUGUACUUAUAGUUAAUCCAACACCAAGCGGAUAUUUUCCAACUGUUAAAGAUACAGGAUCAAUGCCUAUAUUUACCGUACCUCAUAUAUGUUUGCCAGGUACUUAUAAAAAUCGAAGUGGAAUUCAUGAUUGUAUUUUAUGUCCAACGGGUACAAAAAAUCCUGGUAAUUCUAGUUUACAAUGUAUUUCAUGUUUAUCAGGAUCAUUCUGUCCACUUGGUUCAGUUAAUGAUGUAUCACAUUCAGCAUUAGAAACAAUCAUGCAAGCAACUGCAUAUCCGACAUCACCAGAAAGUACAAUAUUCGAUGAAAUUCUUAUUCAAAACAUGUUUAAUAUUGGCUCAGGUCAUUGUUUACUUGUAUCACCUUUAUUUUGGACAUUAAUUGUCGCAGGUGUAGCGAUUAUUAUCAUUAUUAUAAUGGUUGUAUUAAAAAAUUGUGUAAAUCAUCCACGAAGUCAAAGAAUACGAAAUAUAUUAAAAUGGUUUUUUAAACAUACGGAUUUAAUUGGUGAAGGUGAAUUAUGGUUUGGUGGUUUAGCAUCAUUUGCUGUUAUUGUUUUAGUUAGUUUUGCAUAUUCAUUUAGUAAUAAUUUUUUAAAACAAUAUCCAAUCGAAACUUCAUCAGACUCACAUUUUGCAUGUGAUUUAUCAUUACGAAAUGCAAAAUUUCAAACAAAUAUACAAUCAUUAUCUAUUCCUGUAAAAGAAGGUGUACAAAAAAUGUUUGAUUUAUUAGAUAAUCAAACAUUUUAUUUAAAUAUUGAAUUUGUAAAUACAUUAAUUGAUUGUGAUGUUAUAUCAUUACAAGCUUUAUUUGGAACAAAAUGGUCUCCGAUCCGUUGGAUAAAUUGUACGAAUCAAAAUUCUAUUCUAUCAUUAUCUAUACAACUUCCUUAUCAUCAUAUAUCUGUACAAGUUCUUUUAGCUGAUACACAAACGAUUGGAGGUUUACGAAUCGGUUUAUCUGCAGCGGGUGAAGAUAUUGAACCUUAUGAUUUAGAAGAUUUAAAUUUUUAUCAAUCAUUUUUUAAACAAGGAGAAACUUUAGGACAGAAUUUACCGAUUACUCUCGAUAUAACAAAAGUAAUCAAUGAAACAAAUGCAAUGAUUGGUGAAGAAUCAAAUUUUGAUGGAAUAUUUAUUCCAACAUUUGUGGUCGAUAUAAAUAGUUUAUUUUUAACACAAGAUCAAUAUGUUCGUUCAACAUCAACAUUAACAACGUUAACUAUUGUUAUUAGUGAAACACCAUAUUAUGUAAAAAAUUUACAACAACCAAUUGCAAAACGAUCGGAAAUUAUUUUUCAUAAUAUUUUAUUUACAAUUGUUUGUUUGGAAAUUUUUGGUCUUCUAUUUUUAUUAUAUAAACUUUUUUUCAGACCAUUACUUAAUCUAUGUCUUCCUCAAUAUACAACGAAGAAUAACAAAAAAAAAUUACAUCAUGAACCAGAAAUAACUGAUAUGUCAUGUGCUUUCUAA